Messenger RNA from Dreissena polymorpha, 714 nucleotides. RefSeq names its product 28S ribosomal protein S15, mitochondrial-like. Gene Ontology annotation, biological process: translation. NCBI's taxonomy places the organism in Eukaryota, Metazoa, Mollusca, Bivalvia, Myida, Dreissenidae. The record is from RefSeq and is a predicted model, not a curated record. Gene Ontology annotation, molecular function: structural constituent of ribosome. Gene Ontology annotation, cellular component: ribosome.
AAAUUUCCCCACAAUGCACCUGUAAAUUUCGAGCGUUUAUUGAUAUUGAUGCCCUUGCGAAUUAACAACACGAUUGAAAAUGUCGUUUACAAAAGUUAUAUUUACACGAAUUCAGCCGCUUUUAUUAAAAUCGCAAACUCCUUUAUGCUUUAAAUCAUGUUCAUUUAGUUUAAUUGCCAAUAGUCAACAAUUGACAGCUGCAGCUGUUUCCUGGAGCCACACAUGCCACCAACAGAUCAGAUAUAAACGCAAAGUAUUCGUGGAUUUCACCAAGAUCAAACCAUUGAAUUUUGACUAUUCUGAGGAUCUAGUCAAACAGGAAGAACUGUGUCCAGAUGAGCUCCUAUUCAAAUACAGGGACAUUCCUGAGAUAGAGCAGAUGCCUCCCCAUCUGAAGAAAUUAUUUACUGUAAAAUUUGGAUCAGGGAAAGAGAAGCUGGAACAUCGUAACAUGGUCGUACAGGACAAGCUAUCUGACCUGGUGGGGCCUGCAGCGGACUAUGAAAGGCAGAUUGCAUACCUCACUGUGAAGAUUCGUAACCUCAUGCCAUAUGUUAUGAGCACCAGACAGAACAAGAAGCAUAAGCAGUACCUGAUAGAGAGGAUAGCAAAACGCAAGAAGAUCCUGGGCUACCUGAGACAGCUUGACUAUGAUCGCUACCUGUGGAUGCUGAGGGAGAUGAAGAUGACCUACACACAGCCAGACCCUUACAG